CAGCAGAGUUUGGCCCUGCCCAGCUAAGCCGCUACUGGCCGUCGAGGCCAGCUCGUCUCCAGCUCCAACGCGCUCCGCCCAGCACGGUCGGGAAGGAAGGCAAGAAGGAAGGAAGGAGAGCGCUGCGCGCCUCCCCCUGUAGCUCGAAGCCGGCGCGGAACAAGGCAGGAAGCGGCUCUCUUUCCUCGACGCCCCUGCCCCGGAGGGAGCGCGAUGUGCCGCGACGCCCCGUGAGUCACCGCCAUGGAGCCGGAGCCAGAGCCGGAGCCGGAGCCGGGGUUGAGCUUGGGCUGGGCGGCGCUGGUGCUGCUCUUUGCCGCCUCGCUGCUCACCGUCUCGGCCUGGCUCCUGCAGUUCGCCCGCGGCUUGUGGCGUGGACGGCACCGGCCGGCGAAGGAGGCGCCGCCGCCGUUGCAGUCGCGGGGCCGAGCUGCGACUGCGGCCGCCGGCCUCUGGGCAUCCCUGCGGCGCCUGGGCUCGGCCCGGGAAGGGGCCGGCUCCGAGGGAGCGGCGGGGGCCCGCGGCUUGCUGGAGUCGCUCUUCGCCUUCCGAGCCUUCCGCGAUAACUGGCAGCGAGCCUGGCUGAGAGCCCUCAACGAGCAGGCCCGCCGGCACGGGAGCUCAGUCCAGAUUACGUUUGAGGAGAGUCCUCAGCAACUACCGGCUGUCAAGAUUGACCACGUGACGUGCACGGACCAGUCGGAUCGCAGUAUGAUGUUGUGUUGCCACCUUUCUGCCAGCACCCUGCAGUUCCCUGUCUCAGUCACUCAGCAGUCUCCAGCUGCCGUUUCCAUGGACACCUAUCACGUCACCUUGGCUGUGCUGCAGGCCCAGUUGGAGAUCCACCUGGAGGAGAUUCAAGAUGAAGGGUUGCUGGUAUCCUGGGCAUUCAAAGACAGACCAGAGCUGAACCUGUCCGUCGUUCCAAGGCUCCAGCUACGUGAAGAGAAUGACGGGAAAGUGGACCUGUCCACCAUAAAGGACCUGAUUGAGGACUCUGUCGUCAGCACUCAGCCUGCCAUGAUGGUGAAUCUGAAGGCUUGUGUCGCUGGCAGCAAUGCGGUGUCCUACAGUAAACUUUCCCAGGGGUCCCCAUCCAGCACAGCUGCCCCAGUGGUGCCCAAGCUGCUUCUCCAGCACCUGCGAGCUCUGCACUUGGGCUCUGAGGAGACUCGAGGAAGUGGGCAGUUGUGUUGCGUGGCAGAGCUGGACAGCCCUCGGCAGCUGAAGAGGACGAAGUUGGUGCCAGCCAGUAGCUCCAGCCCUGCAGCCAAAGUGGAGUGGGCAGACAAGCUCGUUCUGGAGCUUGGAUCGAGGAGCAGAGAGCUGAAGCUGAGUGUGCUUGGGCGCAGCAGUUCUGGAGAAGAUGUGCUCUUGGGAUUUGCCACUAUUCCGCUGGACUCCCCCUCCAAAGAGCCACGGGGACAGCGGCAGUACGCACUGACCCCAGGAGCUGUCAGGAAGCUGCCUGCAGGAGCAGCUGUUGCAGUGGAGCUGCUCUAUCAGGAACUGCCGGAGCUUCAGCUGGCCUCUUCGCUGCGCACCAGCAUCACCCCCACCAAAAAGAUUGAGAUGGACCGCACCAUCAUGCCUGACGGGACCAUUGUCACCACCGUCACCACCAUCCAGUCCAGGCCCAAAAUGGACUGCAAGAUUGAUUCACCCUCAAGGUCUCCAUCGAAGGUGGAAGUGACAGAGAAAGUGACCACGAUGCUUCCAGAAAAUGGCUGUCCCAGCUCUUCCCCCUGCAGUAGUAGAAGCAGCCACGUAUCCAAUGGCUUGGACCCAGUGGCCGAGACGGCAAUCAGGCAGCUGACAGAUUUGACCAAUAAACCUGCCAAAAAGACCCCGACAAAGCGAAGUACACUGAUAAUCUCGGGAGUUUCCAAGGUACCAAUUGCCGAAGACGAGAUGGCUCUCUCUCUUGGUUACGCUGCCUCGCUGGAGGGCAAUCUCCAGGAUGACUCCAUUGCAACCGGCAUAUCUGAAUAUGGGCAGAGCACCACAGAUGCCACUCAGCAGCUGGAAGCCUCAUACUCUGCCCAAAGGGAGUUGGAUGAGACGACGCGCUCGGACAUCUCCGAAAGGCCCUCGUUGGAGGAUGUGGAAUCCGAAACAGGCUCGACAGGUGCUCUGGAGACCAGGAGCUUGAAAGAUCACAAAGUGAACUUCCUCCGGAGUGGCACCAAACUCAUCUUCCGGAGGAAGAACAAGCAGAAGGAAGCCGGCCUCAGCCAGUCUCAUGAUGACUUGCCCAAUGCCGGUGCUAGCUCCUCUGGCAGGAAAAAAUCUGGCAGCUUCUCUCGGCGCCUCAUCAAGCGCUUUUCCUUCAAGUCGAAGCCCAAACCCAAGGCCAACGGGAGUACAUUGGCCAUGGACAAGCACUGAGACGUCAGUGGUCAAAGGCUGUUCUCUAGGAGCCCCCUUUUGUCGAAGCUUUCCCUACUCCGUAUCUACAUCACAGCCCAGAUUCUCUCUCCUCCAGAGCCUACCUGGAUGGUUGGUGUUUGAUGUUUGGAGCUUUUGCCACGUAGCUACUGUGAAUGCCGCUGCCUCCCAGAGGAACAAAUGGCACACAAUGGCCCUGUUUGUAGCUGAUCUGUGUGCACUGUCUUGCCGUGGCGGGGGAUGCAGACCCCCCCAUGCUACCUUCAGCCUGAAUUUGAAAUCCUGGGAGUGCGCAAAGGAGGAGACUUUGGUGGUUGGCUUAACAAGAACCCCUCUCUCUGUGCUGGGCAUGUGUAUAAGACAUGGUUACAGGGAAUGAGGUAUCAAUUGAUUCCAGCUUAUUUGGCUAAGCUGCUGGUGUUUGCCCAAUUUGUGUGGACAUGUCAAACUGGAUGAGCCUCCUUGAGGAAUCCAGUGGCUUCUUUCCUC
Zootoca vivipara (common lizard) is the source of this 2877-nucleotide messenger RNA. It is a transcript of the gene C2CD2L, whose product is annotated as C2CD2 like. Gene Ontology annotation, biological process: positive regulation of insulin secretion involved in cellular response to glucose stimulus. Gene Ontology annotation, molecular function: phosphatidylinositol transfer activity; phosphatidylinositol binding. NCBI's taxonomy places the organism in Eukaryota, Metazoa, Chordata, Lepidosauria, Squamata, Lacertidae. Gene Ontology annotation, cellular component: cytoplasmic side of apical plasma membrane. The record is from RefSeq and is a predicted model, not a curated record.